Drosophila sulfurigaster albostrigata is the source of this 1337-nucleotide messenger RNA. RefSeq lists its product as uncharacterized. Lineage: Eukaryota; Metazoa; Arthropoda; Insecta; Diptera; Drosophilidae. The record is from RefSeq and is a predicted model, not a curated record. The transcript is spliced from 2 exons. The coding region runs from base 18 to 887 and encodes 289 amino acids.
ACAACAAGGUGGAGUCCAUGGCAAGCAAGCGCCAACGGUCCGCUGAGAGUCCCAAGCAAGGGGCCCCAGUGAGCAAGAGGCUGCGAGCACCUGGCUCCACCAACACGAACAAGACGAGACAGAGAGCAACGGUUGCUGAAACUGCCAGGCGGCAUCUCGCCGUUGCUCUCAUCGACAGAGGGGACCCUAACGGUAAAAUGUCUGCAGAGCGGUGGCGGUUGACCCAUAGUAAGCUGGUCGACGCACUGUUUGUCAGGAUGGAGAAUGUCCCAGACAGUCCAAUGCCUACAUUCGAAGGCACUGGCUGGAUGAAUGGUGUCAAGAUCCUGACAUGCAAGGACGACCCAACAUUGCAGUGGCUGCAAGCGACCGUACCCAAACUGGACGGACUGUGGGAGGGGGCCAAGCUGGACGUGGUGGACAGGAAUAAUAUUCCGUCCAUGCCGAAGGCGAAAGUCCUUUUCCCAAUAGUUGUUCAGGGCGAGCGGGCGCUUCAGCUGCUUAAAAAGCAGAACCCGGCCAUACCGACGAGUGAUUGGUCCGUGCUGAAGGUUGAUGAACCUUUACCCAGUGGUGGACAGCACGUAAUCAUUCAGAUCAACAAGGAGGCCGAGGAUCUGCUAUAUAAACGCAAUGGGAAGAUGGCGUGGGGCUUAGGGAGCGUGUACCUUCGCCUCAAGAAACGUCAUCCGAACGACAAGGACACACACACGCUGAGGUCAGGGGAGGUUGAGGCAGAUCUCGGUCUUGAGAGCGUGACCGACGCCACCCAGCACCUCAGCUUGACUGAUGAGACGGAGGAGAUGGGGGAGGAACUGUCCAUGGAGACGGGCCCCCCCGCGAGUUUGCUAACCUCUAAUGAGUGUGCUGCAACUCAACCUCCAUAAAUCUAAAACGGCUUCGGCGGAGCUACUCCUUGCCAUGGAGCAAGUGUCCGCCUACGCGGCUUUGGUCCAAGAACCGUGGAUAGCGUCGGGCAACACGGUUGCUGGGCUGAAGUCGCUUAAUUACGAUCUGUACGUCCCGACAUUGCAAUGACGAUCUUACCGUGGUGGUGCUGGAGAGCCGUGAGGGAUGUUUGCUGCUGGCAUCCUGCUACAUGGCCCACGACAUGCCGGCUCCACCUGACGAGCUGCGGAGGCUGGUGGACAUGGUCUGCUCCUCCAAAAAACACCUUAUCAUCGGAACGGACGCCAACGCCCACCAUAGCGUCUGGGGAAGUCCCGACAUUAACGACAGGGGUGAGUCAGUUCUUGAUUUUAUCCUUAACAAUAAGCUUAGACUAGCCAACGGAGGUGAGGUAUCUACCUAUGUAGGUCCCACCUCUUGUAAUGUGC